AAAAAAAAAAAAAAAAAAGACUUGACUGUCGUUCGGCGUGUUUGGGACCAACGAGGAUCGCGGAGGAACAACUUUUUUUUCGAGCCCGAGACCCGAAUUGAAGCCAAAACCGGAGGCCAUGGACAUUAAGAAAAUGCUGUUGCAAGAGCUGGACCAGCGGUCGCCGAAAGACGUCAAGGAGCUGAUUCUGGACAACAGUCACUGCAGUGAUGGGAGAAUUGAAGGUAUCACAGAGGAGUUCUGCAAUCUGGAGAUGUUGAGCCUCAUCAACGUCCACCUGACCACCCUGGCAGAUAUUCCCAAACUAGAGAAACUGAAGAAGCUGGAGCUGAGUGACAACAGGAUUUCAGGUGGUCUGGAGGUUCUGGCUGAGCGGCUGAAGAACUUGACGCAUCUUCACCUCAGCGGCAACAAGUUUAAAGACAUCAGCACCCUGGAACCACUGAAAAACCUGCCUCAGCUGAAGAGUCUGGACCUCUUCAACUGCGAGGUGACCAACCUGGCCGACUACAGAGAGUCCAUCUUCAAGCUGCUCCCCAACCUCACCUACCUGGACGGCUUAGACAUCGACAACUGCGAGGCGUCCGACUCGGAGGGCGAGGUGGACGGAGCCGAGGAGGACGACGAAGGCUGCGACACGGAAGAUUUUGAGGAUGAAGAGGAGGAGGAUGAAGAGGAUGUGGUGGCGAUAGAGGAUGACGACGAAGAUGAUGACAGCGGGGAUGAUGAGAACGGGCACGUGAACGGCGACGUCGACAGCGACGAAGACGUGGACGAUGAAGAGGACGACGAGGACGACGAAGAUGACGAUGCAGACAGCUCGUCUCCGGCCAAAGGAGAGAAGAGGAAGAGGGACCCCGAAGACGAAGACGACGAUUAAUUUCCGACAUCUCUGGCCAACUCCCGGGCUGCAUUCCAUUUCUCCACCUGGUACCCUCCCACUGACGCCACACGUCAAUAUUUUUGUGCUUGUGUCUCCCCCAUAACUGACAUUUGAAACUUAAGUUGACCUUCAAAGUUUGAGAUGUCGUUUGGCUCAGUUUUGUAUCGACGCUGUUCCUGACGUCAUCCCAAAGUUUCUCAGGACUUAAAGCUCUGUUUCUGCCGGCAUGAUUACAAGAAGGUUGUUACAUGAUUCUUUCACUAAUUCAUAGUACGGUCAUUUUUAUACUAUAUAUCGAGAUAAGUAUCCAAUACCAGAGGACGUAAUUGCCACCAAAGGUCCCCCGACAAACCGAUCCAGUUAUGUCAUCAACCCCACCAAGUGCUCAGGGCAAAAUGUUUCCAGCGUAUUUUAUCUAUUUUUCUUUUGUCUUUACGUUUACACUGACUAUGGAUUUUUUUUUUUUGUACUUUCUGUAAGUUAAAGGAAAAAAAAAAACACCCCCCCCCCAAAAAAAAAAAAAAAAACCCCUAAAAUGGACUUUGUAAAUAAAAUCUUAACAUUUUGCUUUUUGCUGUCUCAUAUCUGCAUUGAUUUCCUGGACCUUGGUCACCCCCUCCGAGGAGUUUAUCACAAGAAGUGCACAAAUAAAGUGGGUUGUUCCUUU
This is a messenger RNA of Syngnathoides biaculeatus (alligator pipefish), 1550 nucleotides long. Its product is annotated as acidic leucine-rich nuclear phosphoprotein 32 family member D-like. The coding region runs from base 119 to 880 and encodes 253 amino acids. The transcript is spliced from 7 exons. Gene Ontology annotation, molecular function: histone binding. The record is from RefSeq and is a predicted model, not a curated record. Gene Ontology annotation, biological process: regulation of apoptotic process. Gene Ontology annotation, cellular component: nucleus. NCBI's taxonomy places the organism in Eukaryota, Metazoa, Chordata, Actinopteri, Syngnathiformes, Syngnathidae.